CCUCUGUCUCGCAUCAGAGAGAGAGAGAAUCUCCCGUCUCUGCUCUUUUUCUUCUUCGCCUUCACUACGCCCAAGCUUAAUGUAAGGGGAAGAAGAAGAAGAAGAAGAAGAAGAAGAUGUGGAAGAAAUGAUUGUUGCAGGAAGGAAGAAUUUAAUCACUGCACGAAAGUGAAAAGGGUGAAAAUGAUUGCACGAGCACCUUUCUGCAACUCUACCCGUUGAACCGUUCUUAAGUCUAUGUCGUCACGGAGUCACGGGAGAGGAAGAGCUUCUCGUUGGUGCUGAGCCUACCCUUUUCACUUUCAUGGCGGGUUGAGGAUUUUUGGGCUAUUAUAAGUCUUUCCUCUUUGUGUUUCUCUCCCUGGAAGAUGCACUGUUCAGCAUGAGACCGCAUUACUCAGCUGCGUGAGUUGGGUGAGAGAAGAGGCCAAACAGAGCAAGUCAUGGGCUGGAUACCCUGUUCUGGGAUAUCCGAUUCCAAGAAGAAGAAGAAGAAGAAGCAUCCUGAUCAUAACCAAAUCAGACCCUCCUCAGCAGGUUCUCAGAAAUCUACGUCCGGCUCUUCCUCGACUGGAAGGGAAGUCCCCCAAAGUGGAGGCUCAGAUCAUAAUCAUAUCGCAGCUCAGACUUUUAGCUUUCGAGACUUGGCAACUGCGACUCGGAAUUUCAGAGCAGAUUGUCUUCUGGGUGAAGGAGGUUUCGGCAGAGUAUAUAAAGGGUGUCUUGAAAAUAAUAAGGUUGUAGCGAUCAAGCAGCUCGAUCGUAAUGGAUUGCAGGGAAACCGGGAAUUUCUUGUGGAAGUAUUGAUGCUGAGCCUACUCCACCAUCCUAACCUCGUCAAUCUGAUUGGCUAUUGUGCUGAUGGAGAUCAGCGGCUUCUCGUUUACGAGUACAUGCCGUUGGGUUCUUUAGAAGACCAUUUACAUGAUAUUUCACUGGGUCAGAAACAGCUCGACUGGAACACGAGAAUGAAAAUCGCAGCAGGGGCCGCUAAAGGGUUGGAAUAUUUGCACGAUAGAGCUAGCCCUCCGGUGAUAUACCGAGAUUUGAAGUGCUCCAACAUUUUGCUCGAUGAGGGAUAUCAUCCAAAGUUGUCUGAUUUCGGGUUAGCCAAACUCGGCCCCGUAGGGGACAACACUCACGUGUCCACCAGGGUUAUGGGCACCUAUGGAUACUGUGCUCCAGAGUAUGCAAUGACUGGCCAACUUACUCUGAAAUCAGAUGUUUACAGUUUUGGGGUCGUUCUUCUAGAGAUUAUAUCUGGGAGGAAGGCAAUUGACAAUUCAAAAUCUGCAGGAGAGCAGAAUCUGGUCGCAUGGGCCAGGCCAUUGUUCAGAGAUCGAAAGAAGUUCAUGCAAAUUGCCGACCCAACGCUCCAGGGCCAAUACCCUACAAGAGGGCUUUACCAAGCUCUAGCAAUCGCUGCAAUGUGUGUCCAAGAACAGCCCAAUCUCCGCCCUGUUAUAGCUGAUGUGGUCACAGCCCUGAGUUACCUUGCUUCCCAGAAAUACGAAACUGAUCAGGCAGCGCACAAGGCCCAACUAGCCCCCUGUACUCCCCCCCGAGCGAAACGGGAUGGGAAUAAUAAGAAGCUCAAUGGCGUUGGACAUGGAUCUGAUAGAGAGAGGACCAAGAAGUUGAGCUGAUACCUCAGGAUCAUAGUCUCAGAUUUACGGAAUCUUCUGUCCUAAUACGCAGAGAGGGUCCCUCCGAGAACAGGCAAAUUACUCGCCUCAUAAACUCGUCUAUUACAGAACAAUGUGUUAUGAGGCGAUCGAAGAUUUUUCAGUAUUGAUAUAUUGGUAGUUAGAUGUGUGCAAGUGCUGUAAAUUUCUGUGGGAUCGUCUCUUCUCCAUCCAUCUAUUGGCUUUCAGAUAUAUAUGUCAGUUGUAACAAUAUCUGUAACUUCAUAUAUCUUACAGGUCAUAGGAUACUUGUAGUUAACCUAAAUUAUGUACCACGAAUGGAUUGUUUUAUGGUAUUAGAUGAAUGCGGAUGUUUACGAUCUAA
Punica granatum (pomegranate) is the source of this 2010-nucleotide messenger RNA. The record is from RefSeq and is a predicted model, not a curated record. Lineage: Eukaryota; Viridiplantae; Streptophyta; Magnoliopsida; Myrtales; Lythraceae.